Molecule: messenger RNA, 1754 nt
Organism: Suricata suricatta (meerkat)
Lineage: Eukaryota; Metazoa; Chordata; Mammalia; Carnivora; Herpestidae
Gene: PHOSPHO1
Product: phosphoethanolamine/phosphocholine phosphatase 1
Exons: 3
Coding region: 20-1294 (424 amino acids)
Biological process (GO): bone mineralization involved in bone maturation
Molecular function (GO): phosphatase activity
Source: RefSeq, a predicted model, not a curated record
AGCAACGGCUUUGCCAUCUAUGAGAACUGUGCCUACUUUAGGGGUUUUUACUGAGCCCCUGGGAGAGGUUCCUCCUCAGCAGAGGAGACAGAAGCAGGGGAGCAUUCGUGGUGGAAACAAAGCUAGCAGCGGGCACUCUCCAACACACCUCGUGUGGUUGUCAGGAGCUCUGGAUGACGGCUGGAGGCCCAACACAGUCCCAACAGGUGGCGGCCAAGGUGUUGUACUGACGAUGAGUGGGUGUUUUCCUGUCGCUGGCCUCCGAUGCCUGUCUAGGGUAUGUCGAGGCCUGGUUCAGGAAGCUUCUACCUCCCCAGGCCCCACUGCUUCUCCUGCUGCACGCUUCCUUCGCUUCCUUCGGACUCUGGCUGAAACCCCACCCGCUGACGUGCUCCUCCCAGGGAAUUGGUCUUGGAUGUGCCAGCGCCUCUGGCCGCGGCCCGCUAAUGAGCCUCUCCCGGGCCGGCCCGCGCCGCGCCCCCUCUCGCUUGCUCCCUCCUCCUCCUCCUGCUCCUCUCCCCCCUGCUCCCAGGACGACGGCGGGAUGGCGGCGCAGGAUGCCCCGCGCUUCCUCCUGACCUUCGACUUCGACGAGACGAUCGUGGACGAAAACAGCGACGACUCGAUCGUGCGCGCCGCGCCGGGCCAGCGGCUGCCCGAGAGCCUGCGGGCCACUUACAGGGAGGGCUUCUACAACGAGUACAUGCAGCGUGUCUUCCAGUACCUGGGCGAGCAGGGAGUGCGGCCGCGGGACCUGCGCGCCGUCUACGAGGCCAUCCCCCUGUCGCCGGGCAUGAGCGACCUGCUGCAGUUUGUGGCCAAGCACGGCUCCUGCUUCGAAGUUAUUCUCAUUUCCGAUGCCAACACCUUCGGCGUGGAGAGCGCGCUGCGCGCCGCCGGCCACCACGGCCUGUUCCGCCGCAUCCUCAGCAACCCGUCGGGGCCCGACGCGCGGGGGCUGCUGGCGCUGCGGCCCUUCCACACGCACAGCUGCGCCCGCUGCCCCGCCAACAUGUGCAAGCACAAGGUGCUCAGCGACUACCUGCGCGAGCGGGCCCACGACGGCGUGCACUUCGAGCGCCUGUUCUACGUGGGCGACGGCGCCAACGACUUCUGCCCCAUGGGGCUGCUGGCGGGCGGCGACGUGGCCUUCCCGCGCCGCGGCUAUCCCAUGCACCGCCUUAUCCAAGAGGCGCAGAAGGCCGAGCCCAGCUCCUUCCACGCCAGCGUGGUGCCCUGGGAGACGGCCAUCGACGUGCGCCUCCAUCUGCAGCAGGUGCUGAAGACGUGCUGAGGACCGCGGCCUGCAGGGGGCGCCCGGGCGGAGAAAGGGGCGUGGUGGGAGAUCGGGAAAGACAAACCUAGUUUUAUGACUCCCUUUUCCCUAUCGCUUCGGUACGUACGUACCUCCGGGAGUUCUGGCCUCGUCGGUCUGGGGGCUGGGGGAGAGAGUUCGGAGCCGUCCCUAUCUAUGCAGUUAACCCAGCUCGGCUGCCGCCUCCCAGUUCCACCGCAACAUUAAAUUCCAGAGUUUGGCCCCCACCGGGGUGGUGCGCACACCCGGAAGGCAGCAGUGUUUUCCCAAAAACCCUGUCCUCCGAACUGGGAGGAAGGGGUUCCCUGGCAGGGGAGAAAGGAACAUCUCCCGCUGCUUUAUCUGCUGCCUUGGACCUGGAAACCUUCCCUCCCCGCAGUCUCUCCUGUCAAGGGGACUUCGGUCCCGAAGUCCUCCAGGGCGCGCCGGCGUCCCAGCG